Messenger RNA from Vittaforma corneae ATCC 50505, 345 nucleotides. RefSeq lists its product as uncharacterized. The record is from RefSeq and is a predicted model, not a curated record. The transcript has a single exon. Bases 1 to 345 code for a protein of 114 amino acids. NCBI's taxonomy places the organism in Eukaryota, Fungi, Microsporidia, Nosematidae. Gene Ontology annotation, biological process: deadenylation-dependent decapping of nuclear-transcribed mRNA. Gene Ontology annotation, molecular function: hydrolase activity.
AUGGAAGGAAUAUUCAAGUUCAUACCCACCAGUGUCGUUUUUACUGAAGAUUCGACCGUUUUCAUUGGUAGCAUCGAUGCGCACAGAGCUGUUUAUACACUGCCCCAGCCAUCCAUCGAUCUAAAUAGGUUUUAUAAGGAAAUGCUGGUGCAAUGCGAUGCAAACACCCCCAAGAAACUGCUAGUUCCAGUCAUGUUCUCUCCUAGACUCAUUUAUCCAGCAACCGAUAAGCACAUUCAAAAGUAUAUCAGAAAAUACAGGUAUAGUGUUGAAACCUUUGAGGAAUAUCUGAAAAGCGACGACUUUCUCAGAACGAGCUGGUUGGAUAACAUUGUUUUCCAAUAA